This is a messenger RNA of Paramecium pentaurelia, 917 nucleotides long. NCBI's taxonomy places the organism in Eukaryota, Ciliophora, Oligohymenophorea, Peniculida, Parameciidae. The record is from the annotation of a GenBank genome assembly.
AUGAGUAGAAAAAACUCUUAAGAAAGGGUUUUCUAAUCUGCUAAUUCAUGUCGAAAUUAAGGAAAAUAGUUAAAUAUUAUUGAUUUCAUAAUGAAAUAAAACUUUUAAGAGAAAGGUCCUUCAACAAUAGCAUUUUCUGAAGAAAUAAAUAAAUAAAAGUCUUGUGAUAUGUGUAUAUAAUUGUAGGAAGAAUUGAUAAAAUUUGUGAAUACUGAAAGAUUUUAAUAGGUUAUAGAAAAAUUGUGGUAGAAAAUGAAAAAAAUAGAAGAUGAUAAUCAAAAAUUAUUAUUAAAAAUAUAGAAUCUAGAAAAAGCUCUAUUAGAUCAAUAAGGUUUUUUGGAUGAAUUGAAUAAUCAAUAAUAUAAAUAAUAGGAUUAAUCUUAAAUAAUUCAAUAAGUUAGUUUGGAUAAAGGAUAACUUGAAAAAUUAGAAAAAAAGAUUUCAAAAGACAAUUUAGCAGGUAUAAAGAGUAUUGAAGAUAAUUUAUUUAAAAGUUUAAACAAGGAGAUUUAAUAAAAAUUUAUGGUUAUGUAAGAAAAACUUGAAGAUAUUAAUCAAUAAUUUGGAGGAAUAAAUGAAUAGAUUGAAUUAUUUAAUCAUAAAAAUGGUGUUACUAGAGAAGAAUGUGAAGAAAGAAUUAAUUAAAUUGCUAUAAUAGUUAAUGAAAAUAAUUAAUUAUUAAGAUCUAAUAAUAAUGGAGUAGCUGAAAUGUAAUAACAUGUAAUUAUUAUAUAUUUUUACAAAGUAUAGUGAAUUAGAUGUAGAUAUGAUGAGAUUAUUUUAACAUAUUAAAGCAUUAUUAUAAAAUGAUUACAAAAUAACAGAAAUGGAGUAGAACAUAACUAAUUUGAAUUCUUAAUUGAUUUAAUUGAGAAAUGCUGUUAAUGAAAUUGGUGAUUUUGUUUCAAAAAUAUGAA